AUGGACAGUCUCGCUUGCCAUGUCAUUUACGUCAAUCGCAGCGUUGGGGAGGCCCGGCUGCUGCGCGCCAUACCGGACGAUGCCGCGGCCUCGCCGACAGGCGCUACCCCCGAUUGGCGCCGCGAUCGCGUUCGAGAACUCGUCCAGCCUCUCCUCGAUGCCUUUGGUGACGUUCAUGUCUGUGCCACCGGCGCCGCCUGUAUGGAUAAGCUGAUGCAGCUUCACGAAGCUGGGUCCAUGAUGGACAUGACACCAACCAUGGUUCUCCUAGACACGCCCCAUGAUGAAUGGAUACCCGAGUCCUAUUCCCUUCCAAACUCUUCCUCUCCCGAUCCUAAUCUGGUCAACCGCGACGCCGAGAUUCAUACACCUGACGAGAACCUCUACGGCCUGACACUCCUCCAGAGGCUCAUCACCGAAGCCCACCUGCGAAGCAUUUCCAAGCUCGUCGUCCCCAUUCCCAUCAUCAGCUACCCAGAGACUCGCGAACAAAUGACCGACGGCACGACCGAGCCCUUCUCGGCCUCUGCCGGUGCUCAGCCCGUCAGUCGUAAGCUCAUAAGGAGGUGCUUGGACCUUGGCGCCGUCGACGUGAUAAUCAGCCCCCUGGGCCCCAAGUCUAUCGCAACGCUGGAAAUAUGCGCUUAUAAGGCCCAUAGGGACGCCGCCAGGGACCAGCAGGCGAUGAUGGAGAUUACAAAGGGUCGUAAGCGAUCAUGGGUCGGCGUCAACGAGCAGAAGCCCUUUGCCUAUCUGCGAGAGGCAAUGGUCUCUGGCCUCAUGAACGGAAUCUGCCGCCUGUCCCCCGAAGACGACCACAUUGCCGGCGCCCACAUUGCCGUUUCGUCUGAGCGUCAGGCCGUCAUUGCCGAAGCCGUCGGGCGCUGGCAUUUCGAUGCCCACGAAUUCUCCGACGACGAGCUGCUGGUGGCUGCGAUGCAAAUGUUCAAGCAUGCCUUGACUUCGCCAGAACUCGAGAGGUGGCGGAUACCAGCAGACCAGCUCAUUAGCUUCCUUAUCGCAUGUCGUGCAGCAUACAAUAGCUUUGUUCCCUACCAUAAUUUUCGUCACGUGGUGGACGUCCUUCAAGCGACGUUCAAUUUCCUUGUCCACAUUGGCUCGUUCCCUCCGUACCCGACAUGGUCUCAGCCGAGAUUCAAGGCGCAAAAGUCGCCAAUCGCCUCACUCGUCAGCCCCUACGAAGCACUGACCCUUCUCAUCACGGCCAUUGGCCACGACGUUGGCCACCCGGGAGUCAACAAUGGCUUUCUCACGACAUUGAACGCCCCGCUAGCGCAGCUGUACAAUGACCGAUCUGUCCUAGAGUCGUUCCAUUGCGCCGCGUUUUCGCAGAUCCUUCGCAGGUAUUGGCCGGCGGUAUUCGAAGACAGGAAGAUGCGCGGCUUGAUGAUUAGCUCCAUUUUGGCCACAGACAUGGGUCUCCAUUUUGACUACAUGAAGAAGAUGGCGACGCUCAAGGAGAAUUUCAAGGCCGAUAGCAACCCUGAAAACUGGAAUGGGCGCCAACUUGAAGAUGCCAAGGUUCUCGCAUGUUCGCUCCUUAUUAAGUGCGCAGACAUUAGCAACGUGUCGUCUUUGAUGUCACCACCGAAAAAGGACAUUCUUUCCCUGUCUAACGCCCAGCUUGGCUUCAUGAACAUGUUCGCCAUACCACUUUUCAAAGGCGUGGCUGAAAUAAUGCCAGGCAUGGAAUAUACCGUCAAGGAGCUCCAAACCAACAAGAAAUUCUUUGAAGAGAAGGUGCAAGAGGAACAGGCCAAGGAAGCGGAAGCGACUAGCGAGAAGUUGCGGCACCGGCGAACGAGAAGCUACCCAAUCGAGAAUGACAGCGAGAUGAAGAAUAUCGAGAUUUCGCCCGCUCCGAGUCCCUCAACGGCCAAAUCUGGCCACGACCCCCAUACACCGGUCGAACACCCGGAUGUCAACGGCAUAGCCUUCGGGGUCCCUUCAUCUUUUGAUGCUGUCAGAGACAUGGCAGAUGGUGAUCCCUUCACCUGUCACCGACCGGACGAUUCCAUGGAUAGCAAGCUGGUGUCAUCAAAACACCGGACGAGCGAGACCACCGAAGGCAGUUUAUCCGCCAACUAUCCUGCCGAUUGGGCUUCACAGGCCGCGAGUACGGCUACCGGCAAGAUGACCCUGUCACCCAGCACACAGGGCACCAGCAUUGUCAGCAACGAAUCCGGAGAGCGCACCCUCAGCGUCCCUGCGUUCAACAUGUCGCCUCUCAGCCUCAAGGGAUCCCCGACUUCCCCACGCCGAGAACGAGAGCGGGAGCGGGAGCGAGAGCGAGAGCGAGAAAUGGCGCAAGGAGACGAGGAUUCGCCCUUUGGGGGCAGCAUAGGCAGAGCUGAAGGCAAGGCACUUAAAAAACGGCCCAGCAGAUUUCGGAUGAAGGACUUUCCCUUCUUUAAGAGAAGCAAGGGGUCAAGCCCUCCAUUUCCCACUGCUGAUACCUCGGGCUGA
This is a messenger RNA of Trichoderma virens Gv29-8, 2487 nucleotides long. RefSeq lists its product as uncharacterized. The record is from RefSeq and is a predicted model, not a curated record. Bases 1 to 2487 code for a protein of 828 amino acids. The transcript has 4 exons. Lineage: Eukaryota; Fungi; Ascomycota; Sordariomycetes; Hypocreales; Hypocreaceae. Gene Ontology annotation, biological process: signal transduction. Gene Ontology annotation, molecular function: 3',5'-cyclic-nucleotide phosphodiesterase activity.